This is a messenger RNA of Talaromyces proteolyticus, 3514 nucleotides long. RefSeq names its product putative GPI-anchor. Gene Ontology annotation, molecular function: mannose-ethanolamine phosphotransferase activity. Gene Ontology annotation, biological process: GPI anchor biosynthetic process. The transcript is spliced from 5 exons. The record is from RefSeq and is a predicted model, not a curated record. Lineage: Eukaryota; Fungi; Ascomycota; Eurotiomycetes; Eurotiales; Trichocomaceae. Gene Ontology annotation, cellular component: endoplasmic reticulum membrane. The coding region runs from base 231 to 3269 and encodes 1012 amino acids.
ACAAGAAGGACAGGAACAGCCACCAGGUUCCUCAAUUCGCUGCGCUGUGGACGGUUCUCAAUUGCGCUCUGAUAUAACGAUGCGACGAUUAUUGUCUGCCUUACCUUUUAUCUAUUUCUCUUUGCCUUAACCACCCAUCAUUAUUCGAGUCUUCAAUCCGUCCCUCCGUCCUUGAUCUUCAAUAUAGCUGUUCCGCCUCAGGGGCCAGGAGAGCUCCGCCAUCCCCAAUCAUGGCGCGCGUCGGCCGUGCCGGUUUCUUGAUCAUUGCGGCGGCUUUCCAUCUGAUGUACCUAUAUUCCAUUUUUGAUAUCUACUUCGUCAGUCCUAUCGUCAAUGGCAUGCGAUCACACGCCGUCGCGCGAGAUCCCGGAACAGAAGCACCCGCAAAACGUCUCGUUCUUUUCGUCGGCGAUGGCCUUCGUGCCGACAAAGCUUUCCAAUCGUUCCCAGAUCCUUCCCCUCCGGCUGGUCUAGACCCCAAGGAUAACGUACCGAUUCGUCUUGCGCCUUUUGUUCGGUCGCGUGUGCUAAACCACGGCACCUUCGGCGUCUCGCAUACCCGUGUUCCCACAGAGUCUCGACCUGGUCACGUUGCGCUCAUUGCUGGUUUAUACGAAGAUGUAUCUGCUGUGAUGACGGGAUGGAAGCUGAAUCCGGUAAACUUCGACAGUGUUUUCAAUCGCAGUCGGCAUACGUGGAGUUGGGGUAGCCCGGAUAUCCUUGCAAUGUUUAAAGAAGGCGCAGUUCCGGGCCGUGUGGACGCAGACAUGUAUGAUGAAGAGGAUGAGGAUUAUACCAAGGAUGCCACUCUUCUUGACUCCUGGGUAUUUGAUAAAGUCAAUGGUUUAUUUGCUGAAGCGAAGAAGAACCCAGAGCUCAAUUCCAAGCUGAGAGAAGACAAGAAUGUCUUUUUCCUCCAUCUGCUUGGACUGGAUACUACUGGCCACUCUUAUCGGCCUUAUUCAAAAGAGUACCUGGAUAACAUCAAGAUUGUUGAUAAGGGCGUGGAGCAGAUCACUCAGUUGAUUGAUAAUUUUUACAACGAUGGAAAAACCGCCUAUGUCUUCACAGCUGAUCAUGGCAUGAGUGAUUGGGGUAGUCAUGGCGAUGGACAUCCCGACAAUACACGCACGCCGCUGGUAGUCUGGGGCUCCGGUGUCGCACAGCCGAAACCUGUAAAGGAAGGCCAGCGGACCGGGCACGAAGACGGAUUCUCCUCUGACUGGGGAUUCGACCAUAUUCAAAGACACGAUGUGGAUCAAGCCGAUGUUGCUGCCCUUAUGGCCUAUCUGGUCGGAGUAGACUUUCCUGUGAACUCGGUCGGUCGACUGCCACUAGAGUAUAUCAACGCUACGCCGCGCGAAAAAGCACUAGCGUCUUGGGCUAACACCCAGGAAGUUCUAGAAAUGUAUCGAGUCAAGGAAACCCAAAAGAGCCAAAACCAACUCAAAUUCAAGCACUUUGCGCCAUUGGGCCAGGAAAGGCUUGCUAGCCGUGUGUCAGAAAUCGAACAACUGCUCUCGGAAGGCAAAUUCGUAGAUUCCAUUGAGGCAUCGGCAGAGCUCUUAACAACGGCACUUGAAGGCCUCCGGUAUCUGCAGACAUACGAUUGGCUUUUCCUACGAACGAUCGUUUCUGCGGGGUACUUGGGCUGGAUUGCCUAUGCUAUUACAACCGUUAUUGAUCUGCAUGUCCUACAUGGGUCAUCCGAGCCGCACAGAACUUGGUUCAGCACCUCGGUUUUCGUCUCCAUUCUUAUUGGGCUGUUCUCCACCUUCUUGUAUCAACGUUCCUCGUGGAGAUACUAUGCAUAUGGGGCAUUUCCUGUUUUCUUUUGGGAGGAGGUAUUCGCUCGAAGGAGAGCGCUGAUAGCAGGUCGUGAGAUUUUGUUGAGCCAUGUGCGGUCCAUUGGAGGCUACAUUACAUUUGCUCUACAAAGUGUACUCUUUCUUGGUGUAUUAGAAGCACUUGUACAAUCAUACUUUGAUCGGGAAAUAUACACCGUUUGUUUUGUUAUCGCUGCCUUCUGGCCUUUGUUUUCUGGUAUUGGAUUCUUGUCACAGCAUCGUUUGCUUUCAGGGACAUGGGCGGUGGGUUGUUUGCUAAUGAGCACCUUUACACUCUUGCCGGCUAUGAAGGUUGAGAGCACUACGGCGAUUACUAUCGGUGGAAUGCUUAUGUUCGUUGCCGGUAUCCUUUACCUUAUUUUCGAGGAAACCUUUGCAAGGGGAACCGGACAUACAAUAAGCGCGUCCGGGGCUCGCACCAUCAUGGGUGCACAGAUUGGUAUGAUCUUGUUGGCUACAAUUGUUACACGAUCAAGUGCGCUGUCAUUGCAGGCCAAGGCAGGCCUUCCGCUGGGCAAUCAGGUUGUUGGCUGGGCCGUAUUGGUGUCGUCACUCGUUCUUCCUUUCGCACACCGAAUGUAUCCGAAUAGUUCCUAUUUACACCGACUGGUGAUGAUAUACUUGACAUUCUCGCCGACAUUCGUAAUCCUCACCAUCUCCUACGAAGGGCUGUUCUACUUUGUUUUCUGUAUGACGCUGGCCACCUGGGUGCACCUAGAGCAUGCUCUGUACGCGUAUGCAAAGCAGCAGCCAGCACAAAUCAAUACGUCCGGGAGCACCGCAAAGACGACAAUUGUUGACGGCAAAACCUACAAAUAUCGCGCUCUGAGUGUUUCAGAUGCACGGGUAGCGCUGUUCUUCUUCUUCCUGCUACAAUCAGCCUUCUUCAGCACGGGAAAUAUUGCUUCGGUGUCGUCAUUCUCGCUGGACAGCGUUUAUCGAUUGAUCCCCGUGUUCAACCCAUUCACCCAGGGUGCCCUCCUAAUUCUCAAACUGAUGAUUCCAUUCGCGAUCAUCAGCGCCAAUCUAGGCAUACUGAAUAGGCGAUUAGAGGUUGCGCCCAGCGCGCUGUUCAUGGUGGUCAUGACCAUCUCCGACAUCUCAACGCUCAACUUCUUCUACAUGGUGCGUGACGACGGGUCGUGGCUGGAGAUUGGAACGACAAUUAGUCACUUUGUUAUUGCCAAUGUGUUGUGUUUCUUUGUUGCAGGGCUGGAAUUCGUGAGCGAGACGUUUGUUAGUGGAAUCAAUUUCCACGACGUUGCUGCGGCUGUCGAUCGCGACAGCACAACCAAGGAACUGACUGAUACUAUUACCCCAAACAGUGGUAGUAGCAGUACUAGUACUAGGACUGCUAAUAACAACUCCAGACAAAAACAACCAUCCUCGGGAGAUACCGGAACAACGGCCGUCACAACCUGACGCCGCAAAUCCUUCGUGUUGAAACGGGGUCUGAUCACCACCAACCAGUGCAAAAAAAAAGACGAUAAUCCUGUUUUGGAAGGAGCUCAGUUAGGGAGGAAAAAGAAAAAAGACGUUGCGCUAGCCUCUGAUUGGUGAUGAUUUAACGUCACCAGGCAUGAAAUACAUCAUUUAAUCAUUUUUUGUAUAGAAAGUUAUAUACUAAUAUAGUUCUACAACAAAGUUUCCAUACAUUCUUGGUCUUU